Molecule: messenger RNA, 331 nt
Organism: Delphinapterus leucas (beluga whale)
Lineage: Eukaryota; Metazoa; Chordata; Mammalia; Artiodactyla; Monodontidae
Gene: LELP1
Product: late cornified envelope like proline rich 1
Source: RefSeq, a predicted model, not a curated record
GAGCCCAGCCACGGUCUCAGAAAAUCAAGAAGGAAUGUCGAGUGAUGAUAAAAACAAACCUAGUGAACCCAAGAAUGAGCCCAAGCAAUGUGAUCCCAGGUGUGAACAAAGGUGUGAGACUAAAUGCCAGCCCAGCUGUUUAAAGAAGCUGCUGCAACGGUGCUCUGAAAAGUGCCCACAGGAAAAGUGCCCAGCACCACCAAAGUGCCCAUGUCCCCCAUGCCCCCCACUGUGUCCUCCACCAUGCCCCUGCCCAGCUCCCUGUCCUCCCAAGCCAUGUCCCAAGCUCUGUCCUCCUAAAUGCCCACAGCCCUGCCCACCCCCAGAGUGA